AGCCAGUAACUCCUUUUCUUCCGUAGAGGUAGGACGCAUGAAUACGCUCUGUGAGCACUGCGCCUUCUUGUUUCCACGCGUGUCUCACUACCGCGUCUAAAGUCUGUAUUAUAGCGCCAGCCCUAAACGAUAAAGUUAAUCGAUAUAAAUCUUUAUCAUGCUACACUUAAACAGUAUACAUCGUACGAGGUAAAACUAUUAGUUUCAAAAGCUUGCAGGAUGUUUUCGCUAAUUUUGCGUUAAAUGCUUUAAAUGAAAAUGCUCGAAAGAUACCAAAGUGGCAAGGCAUACUGUCUGUGUGGAUGACACUAAGAAAGUGUUAUGACCUGUGAGCUGCUGACAGUAAUCUAGAAAAAGAAAAGAAAGCAGAGGUGUGUACACAGUAACUAUCACAAAGUAGCUGCCUCGGUGCGUGGCUUCGAACUCCACCUUGUGUUCAACAGGUGCUCUUCCCCAAGACACAACCACUUCACAAUGACAAGGUCUGGACUGUGUCGGUGAGGCGAACGUCCCUGCGGGGUGGUGUGUGUGUGUGUGUGUGUGUGUGUGCUCCACGCUAGAAAUGCUGAUUAACUUUAUUGGCGUCAGAAAGAUAUAAGUUACUUAGCUGACCUAAAGUUAACAGUGUUGGUGGAUCUGUGUUUCAUUACUGCUUGAGGAUGGCGAGACAAGGCUACUGGAAGAGGAACCGGCUUCUGGUUAUUCUUGCCGUCUUGUCAUAUAACCUCACGCCCCCCGCUACGGCUUUGCCCGUACCGUGAGGAUUAGCGGAGGACGCUUAUGACGAUGAAAGGGAUAAUUAAAGCACCCUUCCCUCCACCGCAAGUAAGUCCCCUGACAGAGGUACGGGCGGUGGAGGGACAAGAGGUGGCCCUUCCCUGCCUCGCUGAUACUCCAGAUGCAGGUGGUGGUGGCGGUGGUGGUGGUAAUGUGGAUUUCUUCUUCGUCACUCCCAAAAGAACCCCCAUCCCCAUCUACCAAGUCAACAACUCAGGCGGGGUGAGGGAACAACACUGGGCGGCCCGAGGCUAUGACAGGCGGGCGCUGGUGGAACGCAACCCGACUCGUCUCAUCCUCGGUGGCAUAACACUGAAGGACCAGGGCGUGUACGGAUGCCGCGUCCGCCGAUCCUCCUCCUUGACUCCCAUCACGUCCAACAUCACCCUUAGAGUAGUUAUUCCUCCCACCUCGCUCAAAAUCUACGCUGAUCUGGAUCCUGACACCGCGGUCACCGGGAAAGUGGGGCCCUACGACCUCGGGGAAAUGGUCACCUUCUCAUGCAGAGUCACGGAGGGUCAUCCAAUUCCCAGUGUGACAUGGUGGGAAGGGUCACGUCUGCUGGAAGACACACACCUCAUCCCACACACUAACCUUUCUGGCUUCAGCACUACCACGUCAGAUAUUACAGUGGGACCCCUAACGAGGCGGGACCUACACCGGAAGCUGACUUGCCGUGCCUCCAACAGCGAUCUCCGCGAGGCACUGGAGGCAUCUGUGACUCUGGACAUGAGAUAUCCUCCCAGCAGCGUGCGGAUUGUGGGAAAGAAGAACGGAAAUCUGACGCUUCGGGCAGGAAGGAAACAGGAGGUGGUGUGUGAGGUGCUGGAUGGCAGACCAGAACCCACUGUCACGCUGAAGCUGGAUCAUGAAGUCCUCCCCUCUCGUAAAGCUGUCAAGCAGGAGACUCGCGUAAUGCGGCGCCGCACGACACACGCCGCUGUGCUGGAGCCGACAGAGGACUUGGGUGGUUCUGAGGUGACGUGCCUUGCCGAGAGCCCGCUGUUAGUCCAGCAGGCCUCCGCGCUGCUCAAUGUGGCCUAUCGUCCGCGAGUGGAGGUUGUCAUAGGCCCCAACCUCGACCAAUACGCGACCGAGGGUGACGCCUUCAGCCUCUAUUGUCAAGUAUCGGCCAAUCCGAGUGUCUCGAACGUAUCUUGGAGCCUCAACGGUAAGGAGCUAACGAGCAAUAGUAGUGCGAAGAUCAGCAUGGAUAGGUAUAACCUGUACCUGGGGAAAGUGGACAGGUCUUUGUCAGGCAACUACCGCUGCACCGCCACCAACUCAGAGGGCACGGGGGAGUCCGAGCCGCUGCACCUGAAAGUGAGAGCCAAACCAGAAGCGGUGACCUCGUGCAGUACAAACUCCAGUAAUCCCGGGAAGGACAAGACUGUCAACCUGGUUGUGGAAUGUGUCGCUGAGGCUGAUGAGGACCCCACCAAAAUUUUCACUCUGAAAGUGGAGAGUGUGGGUUCUGAAGAGAGGAAGGAAGAAAAAAAAUCAUCCAAGCCAGUGUUUACCAUUGAAGAUUUGACGGAUGGACAGUACAAACUGACCGUGACUGCCGCCAACAAUCUGGGUGAAAGUCCUCCUUACACCUUCAACCAUACCGUCUGCGCCCCUCCCGCCACCUCAGGAGCAUCUUCCAUUUCCCCCACUCCACCCUUACUCUCAUUUUCACUUUUCCACUGCCUUUUCCUCUCCCAUCUCCCCUUACUCCACAGACUCCUUAAGUUUUAAGACUCCUCGGCCACGCACCUCCUCGUCUUCUGCCUCUCAUCAUUCUCCCUCUUCCUGGUCGCCGUGGCGUUCCCCAUGGGCUGUUUUCAUCCUGGUGAUUGUGGUAAUGGCGGCAAUACAUAUCGGGUGUCUGAUUCCGCAGCUUCUCGUCACCUUCUUCAUCUACAAGUUUGAAGAGAGGCGAUCGUCCCCUCUUCGACAACGCGUUCCUUCACCUCGCUUUCGUCGCCGCAAAAGCAGAAACUCUAACAGAGAGCUCAUCAGGGCCCACCGGUUGUCUGAACCACCAAUGCAGCUGCCCACCAUCACCAUCUCUCCACCUGCAUCCGCCCCGUGUACGCCCCUUUGCAGCAGAAAGGGAAGUUUGUCGCUGAAUGAACUCGAAGGGUACAACAUCAUUGGUGCAAAGCGAGCUCCUCACGCCUCCGUGGACUCCAUGGAGUUGAGUUCUUUGUGCCUUUCCGUUCAGAACGACCAGCUGGACACCUGCUCCAUCCAGGAUGAAACUGUCCAGAAUGGUCAACCACGGAACGGUGUUCUGCCGCCUCCCCAUUCCAAGAACGGUUGGGUCCCCACCGACGAACCUUUCUUAAACAGCAACUUUCAGGAUGCCUUCCUUCAGUAUAAUUUCAUAGAAAAAGAUUCUCUUAAACGAGACCUCAUGAAGCGUCCUCGCUCGCGCCCCUGCUCCCCCAACUUUUUGAGAGUGGACAUGCCAGUGAGAAGGUCACUGAAGGAACCAUCCUACAAGGCGUGACACAGGAAACCAGAGAAGUCAGAUACUUCUGUCCGUCUUGUCUGCCUUACGUCAUCGUUCCUCCAGACUUGGAUUACUGUAGGAAUUCGUCUUCUAAGUCACAUACAUUUCGUCCUGCGUUUUUGAGGACAUAAGGGGAUACUGGCACCUUCUGAAAAAGAAAAAAAAUGUUGCGAGUUCAGGGUUGCUACUUGGUGGCUUAUACCACUUACUUGAUGUCUCCAGCGAUGUCUUUAACGUGUGUAAGUAUGAAUGUAUGCUCUACGUAACGUUUGCAUGUACCCAUGUUGUCAUAUCAUGUCAUAUGAAAACAUUUUGAUACUAAGGCUCCCAUAUUAUGAGGUACAGAAAAGUCCUUUAGCAUUAAAAAAAAAUUAAUGAAGAUAUAAUUAUAUAUAUUAUAUAUAUAUAUAUAUAUAUAUAUAUAUAUAUAUAUAUAUAUAUAUAUAUAUAUAUAUAUAUAUAUAUAUAUAUAUAUAUAUAUAUAUAUAUAUAUAUAUAUAUAUAUAUAUUAUAUACACACACACACACACACUAAAGGAGAGCUUUUUUCGAAAUGCCGUUUAUGUCUUGAAAUAUUCCAGUAUUCAUUUGAGUGACGGUGUGCACGAACAUGACUUAAUCCCUUACCGACCAUAUAUUUAUCUUUAGAUGGUUUCUAAUAAGGUCUCACCUUAAUUUUGACUGUCCAUACGUAAUAAACAUUUUCCCCAACUCACUAGUAAGAUGCACAUGAAAUAGAUCUUUAGUAGAAAUUUAAGUAGGAAAAAUGGUUUUGAGAUAUCGCCAUAAAGUUUCAAGUUAUUGUAUCUCCCUCAUAUUUUGCUGGAAUUUAAUUAAUUUAAUAUUUAAUUAAUUUAACCAGUAUAUUGAUUAAGCACUGCUAAAAUGAACUAGUUCUUGUAAAUAUUUCUUUAAAAAGAGUGUGUGCUUAUUUUUCAUGUGGUGGACACAUUUUAUCACCCCCACGUGAUCCAUGUGAAAUGCGUUACGCGGGACGUGGGUGGAGUGGCUUUCAGACGCCCACUCACCAGAUACUGCAUACAACUUUUACGCUUUACUGCAUACGUGCUUAGGAAGGUCAUGGAAGUAUUUUAAGCUACUUUUUGUAAAAGGAGUUGAGUAGCCCAAAAUCAUGCCAGUGUCCCCGUAAGAAAGCAUCUUGUGUAUUGAACUGAUAUGAUUAAUUGUGUCAUCGAAUUAUUGCUAAUAUUAUGAUCAUUAUUAUUAUAGCUAUUGAAGCUUAUGUGAGGAUGAUCUGCUAUUGAUAUGUUAAUUGGGAAGUGCAGUUCAAGUAGAUCUGGUGUGCAGUUUCAACACCUCUGAGAAAAGUCAGAUCUCAAAGUGACGCAAAUGCAUAAAAACCCUUAAAAGAUACGUGAAGAAAUAUCAAAGAAAACAAAACAUUUACAGAAUACAAACGCUUUAAAGAAUUUAUAAAUAGUUUAGUGUGUACUCUUUGUACAACUCUGUGUCAUAUGUAAGUUUAGAUAUUGAAGGUGAAAAUGAAGAGGAGAUAGUGUACUUCACUGAACAGACUGCAAGCUGUUUGAUAUAAACUGUGAUUCAGUCCAGUCUGUUCGUGUUAUUAUUGUACUGAAUUCUUGAACCCUUAUUAUUAGAGACACAAUGGGAAGUGUUGCGCAAGGGUAUAAGACUAGAGACAGGUUGGUGAAGUUAAAAAAAGGAUCCAGAACACAGCCCUUCUGUAAUUGUCGGCGGAGGGAAGACAUCCCUGCGGAGCAAAUUCAACGCCAACUUGGCGUUCCAGUGCUGAGUGUCAAGACCAGGUAGGGAUUACAGCACUGAGUGUCAAGGCAAGCUACGGAUUACAGCGCUGAGUGUCAAGACCAGUUAGGGAUUACAGCGCUAAGUCUCAAGACGAGCUAGGGAUUACAGCGCUGUGUCAAGGCCAGCUAGGGAUUAUAAUACUGAGUGUCAAGACCAGCUAGGGAUUACAGCGCUGUGUCAAGGCAAGCUAGGGAUUACAGCGCUGAGUGUCAAGGCAAGCUAGGGAUUACAGCGCUGAGUGUCAAGGCAAGCUAGGGAUUACAGCACUGAGUGUCUGCCUCUGUAGGAUAGUGAAUCACCCACUGCAGAGGAUAGCGAGUGAAAAGUUGCCCCAAUAUCCUCUGGUGAUGAACCCCGUGAAGAGGAUCCCUAUAGUUACCGUUCGCUACUCCAAAUGGCAAGUCAUCGCAAUACUUGUAACAACCUAAUCUACCGAACAAGCCGUGCAGUGUGUUCCCAACGCGUGCUACAAAGUAAACGAAAGUAUUAGAUAUGCACACAGUGUAAAUUGUCAAUAAAAGAAAGAUGUAUACCUAUGUAGGUAUGUGUGUUAAGCAGCAUUAAUAACACACACACACACACACACAUACACACAAGAAAUAAGAACAAAAAAAAAGUCAUCUUUGGAAAGGUUCCCAACUGUUAUUUUUCUUUGCCUAAAAAGUAUCAGUUUUGAACCAGCAUUACCUUUUUCUUAGUCACAAGCGUAUAACGUGUGCUCAUGAUAUGCCGUGAUGUGAAUAAAUAUAUGGCAGAA
Molecule: messenger RNA, 5822 nt
Organism: Scylla paramamosain (green mud crab)
Lineage: Eukaryota; Metazoa; Arthropoda; Malacostraca; Decapoda; Portunidae
Product: synaptogenesis protein syg-2-like
Exons: 13
Coding region: 781-2517 (578 amino acids)
Source: RefSeq, a predicted model, not a curated record